UGUUGCUAAGUUCGUUACCUUCCCCGCGUUUGACGGGGCUGGAAAGUCCCUUUCAAAUGGUCUUCAGUCUGAAGAUGAGAAUCCGUUUUUAGAGCAUUAAUAACUAUUAGGUGUUUAGCAUUAUUACGUUCAACCUGCACACAGGCGUUGUGAGAGUUCUAGCUAGCAAACAACCGCUAAAUCACUUCAGUUUGAGGGUGUACAUUGGCUAGGUGGCCAGCCAGGCUCUUUGUGUAGGGAUGUUUUGUUUUUGUUGAUCACAGCUCUCGUAGCUUGUUAGAUCAUUUGCAAUGUGUUGAAGCCCAUAAUAUUGAUAGCAUACGGUGCUAUUUUUUACUGAAAGGUUAGAAAAAGUAGCCUGUGGACGUUGCAAAGCGACAAAUAUAUAAGGAGUUUGACGUCGAGGAGAUGGGGAAUUGUCUAAAAUCUCCAACCUCGGAUGAUAUUUCCUUGCUUCAUGAAUCACAAUCGGAUAGAGCUAGUUAUGGUGAUGGGGCAGAUCCAGAUCAGGAACCACCGCCACCAUACCAGGAGCAGCCCUAUGUGCCAGUGUACCACCCCACGCCCAGUCAGGCCCGCCUGGCCAGCCAGCUAACAGAGGAGGAGCAGGUCCGCAUUGCCCAACGCAUUGGCCUCAUACACCACCUCCCCAAGGGAGUGUACGACGCUAGCAGGGACGGCUCCGAGAAGAAAAUCAGAGAGUGUGUGAUUUGCAUGAUGGACUUUGUGUAUGGAGACCCCAUCCGGUUCCUGCCCUGCAUGCACAUCUACCACAUGGACUGUAUAGAUGACUGGCUGAUGCGCUCCUUCACCUGCCCCUCCUGCAUGGAGCCAGUGGAUGCUGCGCUGCUCUCCUCCUACGAGACCAACUGAGACACAACAGCACCACCGCUACCACCCCUGCACACUGUUUUGACUUACUCCCGCAUUCCACCUAUGCGGCCCCCUCCAGCAUCCCCAUGACCCACAGACAGCACCUCCAACAUGGGGGAGGGUCACAGCCUCUGGGAGCAGUUGAGGGCUGUGUGGUGGUGUUGAAGGGUGCUGUGGAGGCGAUGGAUGGCUAACACAGAGAGGGGGCCUCUACCUUCUGGCCUGGCCUGCUGGACAGGAAAGCACAGGCUGGGGGAGGACUGUGGAUACUGGUGACCAAGACUGUCUCUUACUGUCAUAUAUCACCCUCUGUCCACAGCCAACAUUUUUAACACGUUAAAACUCUCUAGAAAUACAGAUAUAUGCAAAGAUCUCUUGCAAGGAGGUGAUUCACUGGCUUUCCUCUCCUUAACAUUGUGUUCAAGUCGGAAGCUCUGUUCUACCAGUCCUCUUAAGGGCUCAUUAUUAGGAGCAAACUAUUAAUGCACAUGUACACAAAUCAGAAGAACUUCCACUUAUUUUCUAGCCCCAGUGGAAGAGUUCAGCAUAUGCUUACAAAAUAUUUGAAUAGAAACACUUCAUUUUCUCAUAUUCAGUAACCGCAACAUGAUUGUUUCAACCCAAUGGUAAGGUUUGUUUUCCUGAUUUGGUGAGUUUCUUAGACUAAUGAUCAGUCAAAAACUGAUCAUAUUGGUCUGCUAGGGGUUGGUCGCAAGGUGUGUUCGAUCAAAAUACUCUUGUUUAGCACAGUCUUUCUAGACUGCACAUCACGUUUCAUACCAGAGAUAUUCAACCGUCGAUUCACCCCAUUCAGAACAAGUGUCUUAGUCAUAUUACCAAGACCAUAUGAUUUAUCACAAUUAGGCCCCUGUGUUUUGGUUAAUCAUGUCACAUGACCUGGAUUUUAACCUUUUCUUUUUAGCCUUUUCCAGAAUUUAGAUUAAAAAUGAAAGCAAAUUGUCUAAGGAUGGAGCUGAUGCAUCUGACAUAAAAAGUUUGAUGAAAAAGCUUUAAAUAAUGGUUGAAAUCCAGGUCAUGUGACAUGAUUAACCAAAACACAGGGCCCUAGUUCAUAAUGCAUACACACAAGUCAUUCAGUUAGUUUCAAUGAAUUAAGUUACAUGCCCUAGUGUUUAUUUAUUAGUUCAACAUAUGAAUCAUCAGGUUGUUGUGCAAGGGGUUUGGAAAUGAGUGUGCUAACCACCCCAAACCUUUAGAUUUUUGUGUUCGUCUGCAUCUGUCUGAGCACGUGUUUCCUCAUCCUACUUGUAAAUAAUGUUGUUUUUCCAAGACUUUCAUGAUUUUCAUACUUAAACAUAGAAAAAAUCUUGAAUGUAUUAUGAUAACAUGCUGGAACCUUUUAACAACUAUUCAAUCAGCACAGUUCGCUGUAACCAAUAGUUAAUAAAUAAUGGGUGUGGUUUUGGUCAUGUUAUGUUGCUGUAUUUUGACUGGCUCGAAUUAAAUGCAAAUGUUUAUUUUAAAUGGGGGCAAGGUAUCUUUCAUGUUAAGUGAUCAUUUUACGACAUUUAAUAAAAGUAUUUUAGAUGUA
Oncorhynchus mykiss (rainbow trout) is the source of this 2425-nucleotide messenger RNA. RefSeq names its product ring finger protein 11b (gene rnf11b). Gene Ontology annotation, molecular function: ubiquitin protein ligase activity. NCBI's taxonomy places the organism in Eukaryota, Metazoa, Chordata, Actinopteri, Salmoniformes, Salmonidae. Gene Ontology annotation, cellular component: ubiquitin ligase complex. The record is from RefSeq and is a predicted model, not a curated record. Gene Ontology annotation, biological process: ubiquitin-dependent protein catabolic process.